This is a messenger RNA of Microbotryum saponariae, 183 nucleotides long. The record is from the annotation of a GenBank genome assembly. NCBI's taxonomy places the organism in Eukaryota, Fungi, Basidiomycota, Microbotryomycetes, Microbotryales, Microbotryaceae.
AUGGUACCUUACAGCAACGAAGUGAGCUCGGCAAGCAUCAAGACGGCGCUUGCCCCCGCGGACUUCGCAAGGUACCGAAAGUUCUACGAGCACAUGCAGAAGAAGGACACGCGCGAAGUCAAUGGAGCGCAACUCAACAACUACGAUGCUCUCAAAUUGGCGGUCCGAGUCCAGUACCAAUAG